This is a messenger RNA of Saccoglossus kowalevskii, 1737 nucleotides long. RefSeq names its product cell cycle control protein 50A-like. The record is from RefSeq and is a predicted model, not a curated record. Gene Ontology annotation, cellular component: Golgi apparatus; plasma membrane; endoplasmic reticulum. NCBI's taxonomy places the organism in Eukaryota, Metazoa, Hemichordata, Enteropneusta, Harrimaniidae.
AUGGCGGAAGUCCGUGCAGCAACUGCCGCCUCGGUGGCCGCGGCGAACCUAGGUGAAAAUAAUAUAAGCGAACAACCGUUAGAAGAAGAGGAAGAAGAACAGCAGGAAAGUAGAAGACCUAAAGCCACUGCCUUCAAACAACAGAGGUUACCAGCCUGGCAACCCAUCCUCACAGCAGGCACAGUACUGCCAACUUUCUUUAUUAUAGGCAUCAUAUUUAUUCCUUUGGGAAUUGGACUUCUCAUCACAUCUGAAAAUGUGCAUGAGUUGCAGUUAGACUAUACUGAGUGCACUCAGGAACCGUAUCAGGAUGGCAAUGUAACAGUUAAUUCCUCUCUACCGUGCUCACAAUACGUGUUGAACAUGAGUAAUUUAGGUACAUUCUGCAAUUGUAAAGUACAAUUUGAGAUAACUGAAAAUUUUGCGGGUCCAGUAUAUUUAUAUUAUGGCCUGACCAAUUACUAUCAGAAUCAUCGUCGUUAUGUUAGAUCUCGUGAUGAUUAUCAACUAACUGGCGACAAGACAGAAUCUGUCUCGCAGUUAUCUGAGUACUGUGAGCCAUUUCGAGAGACUACAGUUCCUGGAACCAAUACAACUUUACCUGUUGCUCCCUGUGGAGCUAUAUCCAACAGUUUCUUUAAUGAUUCCAUUUCACUGACAUAUUUGGGUGUUCAUAACAACAUGAACACUCCUGUGCCUGUGAAAUACAAUGACAUUGCUUGGACAACAGACAAGAGUACUAAAUUCAACAAUCCAAGUGGAUACAAUCAUUCUGUGGCAUUUGAGGGCACUUACCAUCCUCCCAAUUGGCAUAAAUUUGUGUACGAGCUGGAUCCAGACGAUCCAGAUAACAAUGGAUAUGAGAACGAAGACUUCAUUGUGUGGAUGCGUACAGCUGCAUUACCGUACUUCAGGAAAUUGUAUCGGCGUAUUGACCAUCAAACGAACUCAAUAUUUGAGCAUAGUUUACCUGAUGGUCUGUAUGAAGCAAACAUCCAGUAUGCUUACCCCGUCACUAUGUUUGAAGGUACAAAACGGAUCAUUAUAAGUACCUCAUCCUGGCUUGGUGGAAAGAAUAUAUUCCUUGGUGUGGCGUACAUUGUGACUGGAUCUCUCUGUAUUCUAUUUGGAUGCAUCUUCCUAUGCAUUCAUUUAAAACAUGGCAAAAGGCACGGCGAUCUGACAGCGCUGAGCUAAAUACAUUUUAGAUGAUCUUCACUGAAUACUGCCACAAAUCUAUCAAUGUCUGUAAAUAAUACAGGUGUACUUAUGAUUUAGUCUGAACAACUAUAGUUGAUAAUUAUGAAAAAUGACUUGUCUUUUGAUGUAUAUAUAAUACAUGUUUUCAAGGUCACUCAUCCUGGUACUUUCAGGGGGGUCAAAAAAAUUGCUGUGACAAUUCGCCAGGAGAGUACCAGGAUGUGUGACCUGAGGGGUCAUAAGCCUUAGGACCAUUUGAGUUAUUGUUUAACUUCCUAUAACUUCAAAGGUCAAAGACUCGUGAUUUUUUUGACCAGUAUUCAUUUUCAGUUUAUUAGUUUUAUAAAUCAAUGGUUCAUUUAAAUGUGCAUCUUAUUUGAGUUGAUUAAGCUUGAUUGUACAAAGGAACAAAUUGAUUUGCUUACAACUUUCCAAAAAGAAAAAACUUUUUUUUUUUAAAUAUUUGUAAGAUGUUUUAGAUGUCAGUUUUUAGAACUUGUUUUGCAGAGAUCUGCUUUGGCCUUUGUUACAUUUGUC